CCCACAAGGAUCCAUUCCAUGGCUUGUUGCGAUGCUCUCUACUGUCCCGAGCGACCCGUCCGUCCAAGAGCACUCCCUUCUACAGAUCACAGCAACGGAGUCAUUGGUCACUCGAUCGACCAAGUCCAUUACGGAUAUGUCGACAACAUGGGAGCCACUGCAAGAGCUUGGAUUGCCUGGGCUUCGGUUCCAGCCUGAAGACUGGAAGACACUUAUCGAGACUCUUGAGCUCGAUCUGCUGGAAACGCUAGGUUUUCGUCGAAGCAACUUUUCUGCCGACGCGCUCAAAAUACUAGUCGAACGCGUCACGGAGGAUGGGUCCGAGGUACCGCUAAGGCAUCUAGACUUUACAGACUCAGAUCUCUCAAGGUGCGCCAUUUCUGAAGCACAUUCGCUAUGCGCAGCGUUAAAGAGAUGGCGCCGUUUGUGGAGAUCGAAGGAUUAA
Gamsiella multidivaricata is the source of this 445-nucleotide messenger RNA. RefSeq lists its product as uncharacterized. The transcript has a single exon. Bases 32 to 445 code for a protein of 137 amino acids. The record is from RefSeq and is a predicted model, not a curated record. Lineage: Eukaryota; Fungi; Mortierellomycota; Mortierellomycetes; Mortierellales; Mortierellaceae.